ACAUGCCUGUCAUUCCGAAUUAAUCCUCGAAUUCAAGAUAGUAGGAAUUGUGAUCGUAAAUGAAGAUGGAGGUGUACGUUGAUAAAUGAUUUAGAUUAGUAAUUGAUAGCUACCCAUAUGCCUGGACGGAACAAUAGUGGACUUGGAGACAAAGGAAAUCUCGAGAUAGCAUGAUAGUAGAGGUGUGUCCACAGCAGAUGACGGAAGAUGUUGGCUAUGAACCAAGGAGUGGUGGAGGAAUGGCUGUCAGAGUUUAAGACCCUUCCUGACAGUGCAGUGUCCAGCUACGCAGCGUCUCUGAAGGAGAAAGGCUCCCUGGUCCCAGCGCUCUACAAAGUCAUCAGAGAGAACUACAGUGACCUGUUGGAACCCGUGUGUCACCAGCUGUUUGAGUUCUACCGUAGCGGGGAGCUUUGGCUGCAGCGGUUUGUGCUGCAGUUCCUCCCUGAGCUGCUCUGGUCCCUCCUCCUGGCUCCGUCUGCAGCCAGGGACCCACACACCUCAGGCUGUAUAGAGGCCCUGCUACUGGGGAUAUACAACCUGGAGAUCGUAGAUAAGGAUGGACAGAGUAAAGUCCUCUCUUUCACUGUCCCCUCCCUCUCCAAACCCUCAGUUUACCACGAGCCCUCCCACAUUGGCUCCCUGGCGUUGACUGAAGGGGCUUUAGCCAAUCACGGGCUGAGUAGAGUGGUGUACAGCGGGCCUCACCUACAGAGAGAAACAUUCACUGCUCAGAACAGGUUCGAGGUGCUGACCUUCCUGCUGUUGAGUUACAAUGCGUCCCUCAGUUACAUGUCCUCCUCCUCUCUGCAGUCCCUCUGCCAGCUCAGCUCCAGGGUGUGUAUCUGUGGUUUCCCACGACAACAUUUGAGGAGGUAUAAAGGCAUCAGCUCUCGUCUGACCGUCACCUCUGACUUCCUGGUUCAACUCGUCACUGGGAUACACUACGCACUGUGUAAUGGGGAGAUGGACCUGGGUUCCAAGGCGCUGGAUGAUGUUCUGUACCGAGCUCAGCUAGAAUUGUUCCCUGAAGCUCUACUGGUGGGUAAUGCCAUCAAGUCGUCCCAACAGUGUGCAGCGCUAAAGUCUGGCGCUAGUAAAGAAGGAACUCGCAUCAUUCAGGUGGAGAUGACUCCUACUUCGUCUAGGAUCUCACGGAACGCAGUCACAUCACUCUCUAUCAGAGGACACCGCUGGAAACGACAUGACGCAGUGGAUUUGGGUUCCCCGGACGAGUUGAUGGAUAUCUCGGAAGUGGACGAAGGGGUGUGGGCUAAAAGAGGGUCCGGCCCGGACUACCUGACUCCGCCCACUAUCACUAUCAGCAACAGUAUCACCCCUGGGGUGGGAGGGACCAAGACAGGAAGCAGGAAGUGGCAUUUAGGCGGACGGUCGCAUAAGGAGAAGGAGACUUGUACUCCAGGGGGGCAGUCCUUGAUCGAGAACCUGGAUCUGUCAAUCAAACGUCUGACGCUGACGUCCAGCCAAUCGGUGCCCAAGGGGCCGAGCCAUAGCGCUCUAAGCAGCCUAUCGCGCACAGCCAGCGCCGUGUUCUCCCGCUCCUUCGAAGGAAACAACACUGGAGGUAACCGUGGUAACCCAGAGGCUGGCCGCUAUUCAUGCAGUGGCAGUCUACAGGAGGAGGAGCUAGGCUAUAUAAGCCCCUCCCACACCCAGCGCUCGCCAAGCAUCAGGGUGCACUUUAGGAGUGACCUGUGAACCCUGAUAUUUAACCCUUGACUUCUCACCACCCAUCUAAACCCUCUAACCCCAUGCCCCUGUACCUUUUGAUCUGGACUCCCAGCCUGCCAGUGGGACUGGAACCCAAACUCAUUAACACAUGCCCUCCCUUCUUUCCUCUCCACACCAUUCUUCAUCUCCCCCACCUCUUCUUCUCCAGUAGGACAGCUUCUCACCUCCAAAGGCCGGCUCCUCUCCUCCCCCUCCUCUCUCCCCAAAGCAAGAGCCUGGUGUGAGAGAGCCGGGAGCCUGGGUCCAGCCCUCAUCCCUGGAGUUAUUGAACCACCCCCCCCUGGUGGUAACUAGACAGAACUGCAGACUGGACAGAGUGACUCAUUACAGCUGUUUUUGUAAAAGGUUUGGAAAUUGAGUAUUUUAAGAGACUCCUGUUUGUCCUGCUUGGCUUUCCAUUCAUCCCUCCUGACCAUGCCCCUGGUGUGUGUGUGUGUGUGUGUGUGUGUGUGUGAGAGAGAAUGAAUGGGAGAGUUUAGAGCCCCCAACCCCUUCCAAUCCGCACCCCAAUGGUAAUCCUGUACUCCUACCCAUCAUGCACUAGGGUUUGAACAACCCCAACACAAUGCCAAGUUCACACUCCUGUUGCCAUAGCAUCCCACGAAACGAUUAAACGACAGAUUGCUAAAUUGUAGAAACCUCUCAAAAAAUGAUGAAUGUCGUAAAUGUCUGAAAAGUAUUGAUUGAUGUUAUCCUAUUAGAAGCAAUAUUUUCUCACUGAUCUCAUCAAUAAACAAGCUUAUUGGGGGUUGUAUGUUUCAGAUCAAUAAGUUGAUUGGGGUGAGUUUGUUUUAAUGUUUGUUUUGAUGAUGUAUGAACUGUUUUUGUAAACUGUGGUAUGUUCCAAUGACGAAGAGAGAGACUAGGGUUUUUUAAAGAUACACUGCAAUAUGACACCAUCAUACACAGUGGGGUGACUUCCUGCUAACAGUAUUGAUAUAAGUGUAACAGUGAAUCCCAAACCCUCACCCCUGCCAACUCGCUUGGAGGACACUCCGUUUGGCACAUGUUGCUUUCGAAGAGUGGCGAGGGUGACUUCCAGAGAGUGGCGAGGGAUCACUAAACCCAUCAACUUCGGGACACGCUCGUGACUUGAAUGAUGUAAUUCAUGUUCCAUGUUUAAAUAAUUAAAUGAGCAUGACAUUUUAAAUGAACAAAUCCCCCUGUUGUUUUACAAGAUAUAUAAACCUCAGUAACAGUUAAAUGUUUAAUUUGUGAGGUUUUUCCUCUGUUACAUGUGUCAAUCAGACAAACAAACAACUGCAAAGGGACUUAUAAUUGGGCACGCCUCUCCAGUCUUUUGUAUCAAGUUGCGGUGUGUGUCGGGAUAGCACUUCGCUCUGCAGCCUUGCUGGCUUGGCCAACGCGCCUAUCUGAGGGUCUAAUUAGCCCCUAACCCCUCGAUUUAAUUUCCACUCCCUCAGCUUUGGGACACUUGUGCAUACAGUAUGGCGGAGGCAUGUGUGAACACUCAAAUGAAGGGAGUGAUUCAGCCUAUGUAGUAGCAGGAAGUCACCCCACCGUGUAUGCUGAUGUCAUAUUGCAGAGUCUACCUUUUAACUGUGGUGUUCUAUGUACAGCAGACAAAGUCCGGUUAUAAAUGUGGCAUUUUCCUACGAGACCAGAUAGUUGUUUUUUUAGCAGUGUUGAAUUCCUUCAGUGUUAAAGCACAAGAAAACCCAACCCUGCACGACCACAAUCCCAAACAUUCUCCUGGGCGUAGGAAGAGGGGCUAUAGGGGCGUAUGAGGAGGGGCUAUAGGGGCGUAGGAGGAGGGGCUAUAGGGGCGUAGGAGGAGGGGCUAUAGGGGCGUAGGAGGAGGGGCUAUAGGGGCGUAGGAGGAGGGGCUAUAGGGGCGUAGGAGGAGCGGCUAUAGGGGCGUAGGAGGAGGGACUAUAGGGGCGUAGGAGAUGGGGCUAUAGGGGCUAGGGAGGAGCGACUAUAGGGGCUAGGGAGGAGCGACUAUAGGGGUGUAGGAGGAGGGGCUAUAGGGGUGUAGGAGUAGGGGCUUAGGAGGAGCGGCUAUAGGGGCUAGGGAGGAGCGGCUAUAGGGGCUUGGGAGGAGCGGCUAUAGGGGCGUAGGAGGAGCGGCUAUAGGGGCGUAGGAGGAGCGGCUAUAGGGGCUUGGGAGGAGCGGCUAUAGGGGCUUGGGAGGAGCGGCUAUAGGGGCGUAGGAGUGGCUAUAGGGGCGUAGGAGGAGUGGCUAUAGGGGCGUAGGAGGAGUGGCUAUAGGGGCGUAGGAGGAGUGGCUAUAGGGGCGUAGGAGGAGUGGCUAUAGGGGCUUGGGAGGAGCGGCUAUAGGGGCUAGGGAGGAGCGGCUAUAGGGGCUUGGGAGGAGCGGCUAUAGGGGCUUGGGAGGAGCGGCUAUAGGGGCGUGGGAGGAGCGGCUAUAGCGGCGUGGGAGGAGUGGCUAUAGCGGCGUGGGAGGAGUGGCUAUAGGGGCUUGGGAGGAGCGGCUAUAGGGGCUUGGGAGGAGUGGCUAUAGGGGCUUGGGAAUUUGGAGUAGGCCUAUUCAAGCUAGGGUUGAUCUUUAUUGAUUGAUUGGUCUUUAAUUAAUCUGUUCUCUGGUCUAUCAUAACCUGCUUUAUUUACAUUUAAGUCAUUUAGCAGACGCUCUUAUCCAGAGCGACUUACAAAUUGGUGCAUUCACCUUAUAAUGUAAUACACACAAAUAUCACCCUUGAGGAGAGGUGUACUGCUGACUAGCAGAACAAUAAAGUCAAAGUCACACUCUUCUCCAUUUUGGUUGCAAUAAAGUUCACCGCGGUAAAGAUGGAGAGAAGUGUUGGGAGCAUAGAAAUAGAAUGAAUUGAACGGACUUGGAAGCUCUAACCCUGGCAAUUUGGUUGGUAAACUCAUGGGUACACUUGCAAUGGCUGCCUGGUAUUGUGAUGCAAUCAUUUUCAAAGUAAUGUAGAAUGUUCAUUUAAAUUGUUAACUGAUGUGGCUCAUGCAAUGGAAUGUAUUUUUUUGUAAUGUCAGUUGAGUUUUAACAAAUCACAGCACAUAUUGAUGUUUACACUUCCUGCUUUUACUUCAUGCUUUGUGCCUAUGGGUACACUUGCAAUGUCCGCCAGUCCAUCCAUUAUGCCAUCAUUGACUUGAAUUGUGACAUCCGUUCUAUUCAUUUUAUUUCUAUGAUUAGGAGUCCAUAGAUCAGACAGAACAGUGUUGUUUCCUACUGGAGAUCUGAAUGCAGAAUAAAGUCUACCCCUCUGGAACCUUUUGUGUUCUAGAACCAGAAUUCUAUCAUAACCAGAGUUCUGUCCGUCAGUGUUCUAGAUCUGUUUUAUAUUCAUAUGGUGGAACGAUAACAAUCAUGUUUCUGUAUUGUGUUGUUUUACGCUAUGUCAUGAAUCUGUACAUAUUGAUGGACUUCAAUUGUUUGGGAUUUUCUGUCUGAAGAUAAUUUACUGGUAGAGAUACUCUCUCUGAGAAUAAAGUAUUUCUAUAUUUCACAAUA
This is a messenger RNA of Salvelinus fontinalis (brook trout), 5215 nucleotides long. RefSeq names its product hyccin-like. The transcript has 12 exons. Gene Ontology annotation, cellular component: plasma membrane. NCBI's taxonomy places the organism in Eukaryota, Metazoa, Chordata, Actinopteri, Salmoniformes, Salmonidae. Gene Ontology annotation, biological process: protein localization to plasma membrane; phosphatidylinositol phosphate biosynthetic process. The record is from RefSeq and is a predicted model, not a curated record. Bases 208 to 1719 code for a protein of 503 amino acids.